UUCUGACGUUACGUUCAUUUAAACAACAUUUUUGCUGCAACAAGUGCAUUCGAGCUCUGUGAUUUCGCUGUACAGAGUCUACAGACAGAGUUUCUGCAUUAUUUUAUCGUCAGCAACCAUGGCAGCUUUGAGCCCUGUUGUUAAUCUGGACACCAUUGAUUUGUAUGCAGCAGCGGCAUCCGUCCAUGGCGAUGGCAGUCUGAUGGUGUCGCCAUUGAGUAUCCUGUACUGCUCCAUGCUACUGUAUCUCGGGGCAGGUGGCUCAACCAAAACCAACCUGGAAUCCAGUUUCCAUCUCGACUCGGCUUUCUACAGCGACCAAUCCGCUGCCUUAUCGGCUUUCGCCAACGGACUAUCCUAUUUCCAGAACGCCACCGGGAAUACGCCCGAUGACUUUCUCAUCAUGUCGCUAGUUAACGAGAUUUUCGUAUCCAACGUGGUGUCGCUCAAACCAGACUACCAGAAGUCGGUCAGCCAACUGCAGUCCAUUGCGCAGACAAAAGACUUCGUCAACAAUCCCGAACAAGCGCGGCAAGACAUCAACGCUGACGUGGCCAAGAACACGGCCUACACCAUACAGAAUUUACUCCCGCAGGGGACGAUCACCCCACAAACGGUGCUCGUUCUAGUCAACACGCUCUACUUUAAAUCAACAUGGACCAACAAGUUCACCGAGUCCAGCACCGCGAAAGCUCCGUUUACGAUGUUGAAUGGCAAUGCAGUGCAGGUGGACAUGAUGCACCAAACGUCAUCGUUGCGUUAUGUCGAAGACGACCAGCUGGAUAUCCAGUGCGUGGAACUGCCGUUCUACUCGCAAAAUGCCUCCAUGCUGAUUCUGCUGCCGCGGAAAGCAGCCGGUCUGCGCAAUCUCGAGAAAGCUUUGACGCAGCAAUCCUUGCAAGCGUUGUCGCAAAAAGCCAGUUUGACGAGAGUUGAUUUGUCGUUGCCGAAAUUCACGUUUUCCUCCAAUUAUAACCUAAUCCCAAUGCUGCAGAAGAUUGGAGUCAGUGAUGCGCUUGACAAACUGAAAGCUAAUUUUACCGCUAUGGUCACCGGCAAUCAGCAGUUAUAUGUCAGCGAUGGUGUUCAUCAAACCUUUAUCAGCGUGGACGAAAAGGGCACCGAGGCUUCCGCGGCAACGGCCAUUGUUAUUACAGCGUUGAGCAUUCAAGCAGGAACACCGGUGGUGUUCAAAGCUGAUCAUCCUUUCUUGUUCUUGAUUCGUAAUAAUCCCUCGAAGGCUAUUAUGUUUAUAGGAAGAGUAGAGUCAUUUUAAACCAUACCGAAAAUGUGUGUGCAUGAAAAUAAUUAUGCAGCAAUUUGUUAUGUAUUUCGUACCAGUUCUACCGUACGAGCGUACCAGUUCUACUAUGCGUUUUUCUGUACGGGUCUGUAUCAAUACGUGCCACGCCAUGCAGUAACGCACAGUACUGAGUGUACCGCAAAAACGAUGUGAAAAGCAGAUGGAUUCGCCGACAUUUCAAAGCACAUAAUGAA
Messenger RNA from Paramacrobiotus metropolitanus, 1497 nucleotides. Its product is annotated as leukocyte elastase inhibitor-like. The coding region runs from base 119 to 1276 and encodes 385 amino acids. The record is from RefSeq and is a predicted model, not a curated record. Gene Ontology annotation, molecular function: serine-type endopeptidase inhibitor activity. The transcript is spliced from 2 exons. Lineage: Eukaryota; Metazoa; Tardigrada; Eutardigrada; Parachela; Macrobiotidae.